This is a messenger RNA of Xenopus laevis (African clawed frog), 5155 nucleotides long. It is a transcript of the gene irs2.L, whose product is annotated as insulin receptor substrate 2 L homeolog. The record is from RefSeq and is a predicted model, not a curated record. Gene Ontology annotation, molecular function: insulin receptor binding; phosphatidylinositol 3-kinase binding. Gene Ontology annotation, cellular component: plasma membrane; cytosol. The transcript is spliced from 4 exons. The coding region runs from base 1352 to 3796 and encodes 814 amino acids. NCBI's taxonomy places the organism in Eukaryota, Metazoa, Chordata, Amphibia, Anura, Pipidae. Gene Ontology annotation, biological process: signal transduction; insulin receptor signaling pathway.
AUAGUACACACAUAUAUAUAAUACACACAUUUAUAUAUCUGUAUAUAAAUAGACUGUCUCCCUAUUAUAGGGAAGGUUAAAUUGAACCUAAUGGGGGUCAUGACAGACUGUGCCCCCUAAACUCCUGCCCUCCCCCCAGUAAUCAUCAGUCUCCCCUUUUCUCACUCCCUUUCUGCUGAAUCUUCACUUUUCCUGAUCGUUGCCUUUUAACUUGCCAGAAAUUGCCGGUAUUUAUUUGCCCGUGGGGCAGUUUGGCAGCGUUUCUGUUGCCGUCAGAAUCAGGGAGAGAACUUUCCCUCUGUGCCGCGUGAGCUCUCAAUCCCCCCACCCCCAUACGUGCACGUUGUCAAUUCCCUCCAGUCCCUGGGGCGACGCUGUGGAACACGGAUCCCUCAAUCAGCGGCUGCUGCAACACCCAUGGGUGCUAAGGGGUCUCUUACAUUUAGUCUUUUCUGCUGCCUCUUCCCUUCACUGGAAAUUUCAGCCUUGGAUUUGCUGCAAUUUCAUUUUAUUUGCUGUUUUUUCUUCUUUCCCCUCAUUCUGUGCCUCCCCCGCACUGUCCCAAGAUUCCCAUUUUCCACUCAAUUCCCAACUUAUCCUGAUCCCUGUGCCCCAAAAUCUCUAAAUUAAGAGCAAAUAUUCCAGUUUUGCUGAGUUUGAAUUUCUGGCCUUUAUUCUGUCCUCCCGUGAAAGUGCUUCUAAUUUCUUUCAUUUCUUCUCGGUUUCAGUUUUUAUUUUGUUUUCAUGGGCUUUUUUGUUACACAAAUGAGCUCGAUUUUAUUUAAAAAUCAAUCCAAACGUAUCCCAUAAUUUAAACAGCACUUUAAAAUCCCCUCUGUUCAACUCAUUUGCAUAUUUUUGUAGGAAAUGUUUUAACUGAGAACGUCCAACAUCUGAAGUAUUUAUUUUGUGUACUUUUUUUUUUGGUUGGAAUUUGUUUGUUUUUUCCGGGUCAUUUGCUCACAUUUAGAAGAGUAAUGUUUAAAGGGUAAAUGUGCAAUGAGUUGGUUAUAUCUAGUGGGAGGGGCUUAUUGGAGGAGGGCAUUUAUUGCUGGGUGUUGAUAGGCUGCUGAAGGACUAAGGCAACAAAGGCAAAUAAAUGCUGUGGAUUUUGCAGAAUAUUCAUAUUUACCAAAAACUGACUUUUUGUACCAGGGAUCCGUUGGAGAAGUUGCGCGACUGCACAAUUACACGACAUUUGAGGAAAUUCUAAAUUUGGAAAAACAUCAAGGAUUUUUUUAUUUUAUUUUGAUUCCCAGGAAAAAUCUGGGCUUGUGUUUUGUGUUGAUGGCAAAGUCCCCAGUGAGCGACGCAAAGGGAAACCUCAGUUAGACACGACCAAUCACGGGCCAUGGAGGACAUCAAGAAGUGCGGUUACCUGCGCAAGCAGAAAUCCAUGCGGAAAAGGUUCUUCGUCCUCCGCAGUCCUGGAUCUCGGGGGCCGGGCCGCCUGGAAUACUACGAGAAUGAGAAGAAGUUCCGAUUGGCGGAAGGUUCUGGCGGCCCGCGGGGUACGCUCAACCUAGAGGAGGCAUUUAGCGUUAACAAGAGGUCGGACGCAAAGAGGAGGCACCUGCUGGUGAUUUACACACGGGACGGGGGACUGGGAAUGUCGGCCGAUGGGGAGGAAGAGCAGGAGGAGUGGUACCAAGCCAUCCUGGAGGUGCAGGCACAGGGUCUAGCCCUCUCCUCAUCUCCAGAAGCAGCUGCCUGGCCCGGCCCAGCAUUCAGAGAAGUCUGGCAAGUCAGUGUCCGUCCACGAGGCCUGGGCCAAACACGCAAUCUCUCCGGCAUCUACCGGCUCUGCCUUACCGAACGAACCUUGGGCCUCCUACGCUUACGUUCCGAAAAUCCUUCUGUCACCCUACAGCUCAUGAAUGUUCGUCGCUGUGGUCAUUCUGACAACUACUUCUUUGUGGAAGUAGGACGCUCCGCUGUCACAGGUCCAGGAGAACUCUGGAUGCAGGUUGAAGACUCGGUGGUCGCUCAGAACAUGCAUGAGACCAUCCUUGAGGCGAUGAAGUCUCUAAGUGAGGAAUUUAGGCCUAGGACCAAGAGCCAGUCCCUUUCAUCAACCCCCAUUUCUGUCCCAUCUCGACGUCACCACCCAAACCCUCCUCCUCCAAGCCAAGUGGGCUUUUGUCGUCGCUCAAGGACUGAGACACCCAAUGAAAGUUCUCCAGUCCCAAAACCUCACUCUUUAUCCAAAGAUUAUUCUACCCAAUCAACUGAAGAGGAGGAAGAGGAGAAAGGUGCACAGCUGGAAACUAACGAGCCUUCAGCGGACUAUGGCUCUGCUUCUUCUGAUGAAUAUGGUUCUAGUCCAAGUGUUGUGGAACCUCAAGCAUUCCCACCUCCAUCUCCUGGGCCAAGAGAGACCAAUUAUAUCUCUAUGGCGCUGUAUGGAAGAAGAUCACAGGUGAUGGAUCCUAUUUCUACAAAUGCCAAUGUGACAGAGGAGGAGGGUGGCAGAGUAUCUGUAUUUCAGGAAGAAGAUAAUUAUGCCAUGAUGGGGCGUCGUGAGCCGCGCCAGGAGACUGGUUACAUGCCCAUGCUACCUGGCAGUAACAAGUCCCAAGAUUACAUGGCCAUGACACCCACCAGCAUCUCACCCCCCGCCCAUGUGGAAAUGGCUGGUUAUGUUAUGAUGUCGCCCCUUGGCAGCUGUUCUCCUGAGACUGAGAGGUUGAGCUGGCCACCAUCCCAGGAGGUAUCUGCCGGCAGUUCUGAUAGCCAUGCUUCAGAUUAUAUGAACAUGUGGCCACUGAGCCGCUCAGCCUCAAGCACGCCACCUCCACAGGAGGCUUGUCUAUUCUCACCUGGUGGGCCCUCUAGGGUGCCAGCUUCAUACCGUUCUUUGCCUCGUUCAUACAAGAUGGAACCACUACCAUCUGCCCGCACUUCUUGCUCCUCAUCCUCUGACAGCUUGGAAGAGUUGAGUGCUGGGAGGAAUCGAAGACCUCUCAGUAUUUCUGUUGACACUUGGAGUACAGGAAUCUUGUCUGGGAACUACCGUCGGCCCCCCAGUCCUGGAGAAUAUGUCAGCAUCCAUUUCAGGGCCCCUCAAAAGAAGACCUCAGGGAAGGAAGCUAUUGAUCCCCCAACAGAGUACAUUUCCAUGGAGGUGCAGCCCUCUGCAGUGCCGAACGGAGACUACACGGAAAUGGAUUUUGUGCCUCACGGAACUUUACAGCCUCGUGUUAAAAUGAAUAACGGGGAAAAUGCCUUUAAACCUUCUAUGGAGAAAUUACUGCCGGCCUUAGAGAAGACUCCCCCGGAGAAGGAUUCCUGGACUGUAGAUAAAGUAUUGUGGCCAAUGACUCCAAAAGAGACAUCUCCAAAUGGCAAACUGGCGGCAGGGCUCCUUAUAGAAAGUGAUGUAGGGCGCCCCGAAAAGGUUCUGGCACCAAAGCAUUCGGCUGAAGAUUCUGAACUGAAAAGCUUGGUGUGUGCGGUCACUGGCUGCAGCUUAAACAUGGGGCAGGACCGUGCCAGUCUGAUGCGGUUAGACGCUCCCGUCCGAAAAAGGCACUGCCCUGAAACCAUCCGUCCUCCCGCCCCCUGCAACGGAACACGGCCCAUGGCACUGGAGCCAGGACUUAACUACAUUGACUUAGAUCUGUCAAAAGAAGCGGCAGGUGCAAUUCCAGCACCAAUGUUGGUUGGACCGGGUGCAGCACCACCACCAAAGACUGGAUCUCUGGGCACUGCCCCCAACAUUAACACCUAUGCCAGCAUUGACUUCCACAUGUCUGGGGAGCUGCGCAGAGGCAGCCGGGAUGGGACAGAAUGUUGAGAAGCCGCAGCGACGUCCUCGUAGCCACAACCCCCUGUGACCCGGGAGACUCCACCAUCCCUGGCGCCUGGAGAAACAGGAGAAAUGUCGCAGGGGGCGGAGCCUGAGUGGACGGGAUGCAUUUUAUUUUCUUUCUUUUUUUUUUUUUUGCACUUCUGUAUCUUUAUAUUUGCAAUUUGUCUGUGUUGUUGUUACGCAGUGCCUUGUGUUCCGCAGGAAAUGCCAUUUCCCCCCGAGCCUUACUGGAAGCACCAUGGCAGCACCGCAUGUACCCGCAGCUAAAGGGAAUGGGGCCCCGGGGCCCCUGCAAUGGGAAUUCAUGCAAAAUCUCGUAUCUUCUCUGAUAGGCUGAAGUCUGAUCCCAGGACUCUCAUUAACUGGAUCAUAGGAACCUGGAUAACCAGGGGGGCGGUACUAGGGUUGCCACCGGGCCGCUAUUUUAUUGGUCUGGCCGGUAAAAAUAACGGUCAAUCCCAAUGUUAUUAAUAGGGAAAAAGGAUAAAUAUAUAGGAAGGCCGGGAUUUUUUUCCAGAAAAGGUGUCAACCCUACAAACUACCCUAAAUGCUGCCCAAUGACCCUAACUGCCACCCGGGUACUGAUUGAUAGCGAUGGGGGUAACAAUGGACUGCUGCCCAUAGCAACAAGGUGCUCAGCUUUAUAAUUAUUAUUGGGGGGAGGGGUGCUUAAAGGUACGGUGACUUGUGGCACCUUAAGGAACUUUCUGGGUCAGGUGAAACCGACAGCCAAUCAGAAAGUUUUUACUGACGUUCUGCCAAUAUAAAAAGGAAACUUGAAUGUUGCGUUGGGGUCCCGGUGGGUCCGGUGUCCCCUGUUCUGAUACCAAAUAAUAGUGAGAUAUAAAGUUCUGUUUAUGGAAAUGAGAUCUAAUAUAUGUUACGGAUAGUAAAUAGCGAUAGAGAGGGCGGAGUCACGGAGGAAUGAGAGAGUUUUAUGAUGCCCCCCCGCAGGGCAGGGAAAUCUCUCUCACCCCCCCACCCGAGGCGCCUCCGCAAGCACAGGUACCGCUGCCGCCCGUAAAAGCCAAAAAAGCGACUGAAGACUUGAACCGUGAGAUGGUGCUCUCCUCACCCCCCUGUGCUUGUGAAUGAAUGGAACAUUCCAGUAGCGGAUAAGGGGGUGGGACCGCAAUCUGAGCCAAUAAGGAUGCUUCUAUGAAAUCAACCUCUGAUAGGUCAAUGGUACUUAGGCCCUUAAGGGACCCAUUGCAAUGGUACGAGCUGCCCCUCACUGAGGCCUGAAACUACGGCUGCUGCACAUGAUGUUGGGGGGCCCUCAAUGAAAAGAGGUUUAUUGUCCUGAAUAAGCUACAACCCUAAUAAUAAAGCCUUUCAACCCAA